AUGGCAAACAUAGAAAACCAUACUGACGGGUCGGUCAAUGGACGUGCUUUAUGGAUAACACGCGCAGAAAUGAUGACGACUAUUUUCAAUCACGAAAAAGAGCGGUUCUGUCGAGCCAAAGGAAACGUGUUCGUGCUGAACCAGAAAGAACGAGAGAUCGGCACAUUUCACCUGCAGUACUCAUCAAAACGAGGCCAGUAUGAACGUGGAGACCGGAAUGAAGGAGUUAUCACACGUCUCGAUGGAUGGGAAGCAGGCACUUACUUGCACAGAAAUAUCGCCUACAAAAGUGCGACUAUGCCAGGCGAGUGGGAAAACGUCUCAUUUGUCGCAUGGAAAUUCGAUUUUGGUGCAUAUGUAAUCGACCGUGGUGAAAUCAAGUGCGCCCGCAACGACGCUGUACAAUGGCGACUCAGUACCCGCCGAGGUAAAGAUGACCCCAUAUGCAUGGAGUGGCCAGGUGGAUCACAGCAGCUAUCGGGUACACUUCAAGGAGCAUCGUAUUUGAUAUUGACAGCUAUUUUUCCCGACCAUGAUCCUAACACUGGCCCUCCAACACUUCUAUUGGACAAAAGCGAAACCUGCCACAUCUUUAAAUUGCAUGUUCAUCUCAAGAAAAGACGAUUCAAUAAUGCUGGCGAUGACCUUUCUGCUGCAGCAAUGAAGAAUGAUCUUGAAUUAAUGGAACGUCUUGUUGGAAACGAGUAUGACUCUCAUGCAUUGAACCAACUGAAUUCAGAAGGGGACACUGCCCUACACGUAGCCUUUCAAUGCCGUUCCAAUGAUGCUGGUAUGUACCUCAUGAAGAAAUGCCCUGAGCUUGAACAUAACCUUAACGUACGUGAAGAAAAACCACUGCAGUACGCCAAUCGACGGAUGCAACGCUUAGCCAAAUUUGGAUUUGUUGAUGCAGAGGCUCAACUGUUUGAAAAUGAAAAACUACCAGUUGGUUUUGAUCUCCAAAACGAUCGAGAUUUCACGGCAGAUGCAAUUGAUCAUGAAUUCUACGCCAAAGGUUUAGCUAACGCGUUAUAUAGUUCUCAACUGCAGACGCCUCUCACGAUAGGAAUAUUUGCUCCAUGGGGUUCUGGUAAAACAUUCUUACUGAAAAUGUUGACAAAUCGUCUAAAGAAAAUGAAUGAAGAAUAUCACAAACGUUCUGCUAAAAAGGACACCUUUUGGAGUAACUUGAUCUUAUUUCUACGUAUACUAUUUUACUACCCUCCAAGCCCUAUAUUGUUUGAGAAAACUGAUGUAGUUGACUUCGUCUACGUGGAUUUCAGAGCGUGGGAGUAUGCUGGAAGCGAUAAUUUGUGGGCAGGAAUAGUCACGAAAUUGGUAGCCAGGGUGGAAUUCCAUGCUGGAUACUGGAAAACACGAUUCUUUCGAAUCAUUGUAAAACCUUGGGAGAUUUUAACAGAAGCUAAAAGGGAAAAAGACCAAGAUUCUCCCAAAUUGCGGAAGACCCGAUUUUUCAGAUAUAUUUGGAUUCCCAAUUUUGUCUUGUUGGCCCUGUUCAUACUUUUGAUCAUUGCAGUUAUAGUCUCUACUAUCAAUAUUGCCACUGGGGCUAUAUCUUUCAAAAGACAAUCAACUACUAACUCGACUAGUGGCGAUGAAGACCAGGGACUUUGGGACUUUAUCAUCGGUAUGCAAGCUGCUCUUUCUACUGUUUUGGGUGGUGCGUUACUAGUCAAUGCUAAACAAGGAUGGAAUAUCGUCACUACAUUUAUGUACUCUCAAUCAGAUAAGAUUGAAAGCAUGGUCAACAGGCCUGAUAUGUCCUCUAAGUUAGGCUUCAUGGCUGACAUUAAAAGAGAAGUGAAGAUUGCAUCUGGCCUUAUUAAUUGGAUGUCCAACUAUAAAAAGCGUCCAAUUCGCAUUGUCAUCACGGUAGAUGAUUUAGAUCGAUGUCCGAAACAGAAAGCUGUACAGGUUGUUGAAGCCCUGAACAUUUUACUUUCUGACGAAUUUGCACCAUUCAUAUGUAUUUUUGCAGUUGACUCAAGAGUUAUUGUGGAAGCAAUAGAGGAAAGCCUCGGCAAGUUGUCGAAGAAUGCUUACCUGAGUGGGCACGAAUAUCUCAAGAAAAUGCUUCAACUACAGUUUUGUAUUCCGACUAUGACAAACAAAACAAAACGAAAGUUUCUACAGAAGCUAGAAGGAGAUGCCUCUACAAGGAUUGUAGAGCCCCAAGAUAAUAUUAAAACAUCAACUCAAACACAGCCAUCGAAGAAAGGGAGCAAAUGGACCAGAUUAGCAAGUAUCAAGGUUCGGGAUAGUGGCGGUAACAACUUUUUCGGUGUAAAGAAUGAUUGCAAUUCUGAAGAAGAAGAAGAGGGAGAGGAUGCAUACAUGAAAGAAUUGAUUGCAGUGUUUAAAACGAAGGAAAUGUUGGAUUAUGUGUCUGGUAACCCUAGAAACAUCAAGAGGCUCUUUAAUCAACUUUGCGUAACAGCAAAUUUAGUGAAAGUAUCCGGUGGUCCAAAGUUUCUUCCAAGAGAGAUGGUGAUGUGGACUAUUUUGUUAGACCAGUGGCCAUACAGAACAAUAUACAUGAUUCAUCAUAUUGAAGAUAAUUUACAAAGACAGGAGCUUGGGAUGACCUUUGAGGAUUCAAGUAUGAAAUUAAAACCAUCCUCCACUUUGAAAGAUGUCUACACGAGGGCGGUGAAAAAGAGGCUGAAGAGAGAUGAACUUGAUUGGAAAAUGAUGAUUACUCUUGAUGGAGAUCCAGAAUUGUUCCAGCGUUUUCUGGAAACGGAGAUGAAAGAGUUUAACGUUGCUGACGUGCAGCAAAUCAUCCCCUACUCAGUGCACCUAAACAGGUCUAUUGGUUUCUCUAUCGCCCAUGCAGAAGCUAUCGCAGACAUAGAAAAACGGUUUUGUCGAGCAAGAGGAAACGUGUUUGUGCUGAACCACAAGGAAAGAGACGUCGGCACAUUUCACCUGCAGUACUCAUCAAAACGAGGCCAGUAUGAACGUGGAGACCGGAAUGAAGGAGUUAUCACACGUCUCGAUGGAUGGGAAGCAGGCACUUACUUGCACAGAAAUAUCGUCUACAAAAGUGCGACUAUGCCAGACGAGUGGGAAAACGUCCCUCUUGUCGCAUGGAAGUUCGAUUUUGGUGCAUAUGAAAUCGACCGCGGUGAAAUCAAGUGCACCCGCAACGACGCCGUACAAUGGCGACUCAGUACCCGCCGAGGUGAAGAUGAUCGUAUAUGCAUGGAGUGGCCUGGUGGAUCACAGCAGCUAUCGGGUCCGUUACAAGGAGCAUCGUAUUUGAUAUUGACAGCUAUUUUUCCCAACCAUGAUCCUGACACCGGCCCUCCAACAUUUCUAUUGGACAAAAGCGACAUAUGUCACAUUUUUAAAUUACAUAUUCAUCUUAAGAAAAGACGAAUCGAUAAUGCUGCUGGUGACCUCUCCGCUGCAGCAAUGAAUAAUGAUCUCGAAUUAAUGGAACGUCUUGUUGAAAACGAAUACGACCCACAUACAUUGAACCAACUGAAUUCAGAAGGGGACACUGCCCUGCAUGUAGCCUUUCAAUGCCGUUCUAAUGAUGCUGGCAUGUACCUCAUAAAGAAAUGGCCUGAACUUGAACAUAACCUGAACGUACGUGAAGAAAAACCAAUGCAGUACGCAAACCGAAAGAUGCAACGCUUAGCCAAAUUCGGGUUUGAUGAUGCUGAAGCUCAACUAUUGGAAAAUGAAAAACUAUCGGUCGGAUUUGAUCUUCAAAACGAUCGAGAUUUCACGGCAGAUGCAAUUGAUCAUGAAUUCUACGCCAAAGGUUUAGCCAACGCGUUAUAUAGUUCUCAACUGCAGACGCCUCUCACUAUUGGAAUAUUUGCACCGUGGGGUUCUGGUAAAACAUUCUUACUGAAAAUGUUGACAAAUCGUCUACAGAAAAUGAACGAAGAAUAUCAAAAACGAUCAGUCCAGAAAGACACCUUCUGGAGUAGCUUGAUCUUAUUUUUACGUAUAAUAUGUUAUUACCCUCCAUGCCCGAUAUUGUUUGAUAAAACAGACAUAGUUGACUUUGUCUACGUGGAUUUCAAAGCUUGGGAGUAUGCUGGAAGCGAUAACCUGUGGGCAGGAAUCGUCACGAAAUUAGUAUCCAGUGUAGAAUUCCAUGCUGGAUACUGGAAAACACGAUUUUUUCGGAUCAUUAUUAAACCUUCGGAAAUUUCAACAGAAGCUAAAAGGGAAAAAGACCAGGAGCCACUCAAAAUGCGAAAGACCCAAUUUUUCAGUGAGACCAUACCUUUUCAAGACCGCUCAAACUCUACCAUUAGUGAUGAAAAAGACAGGAGAAUCUGGGACUUUAUUAUUGGUAUAUACGCUGUUUUUUCCAGUGUUUUGGGUGGGGUGAUACUAGCCAAUCCUAAUCAAGGAUGGACUGCAAUCACCACAUUUGCAUUUUCUCAAUCAGAUAAGAUUGAAUAUAUGGUGAAUAGGCCAGAUGAGUCCUCUAGGCUAAGCUUCAUGGCAGACAUUAAGCAAGAAGUGAAGGUUGCUACUGGUAUUAUAAAUUGGAUGUCCUACAAUAAAAAACGACCAAUACGAAUUGUCAUCACAGUGGACGAUUUAGAUCGAUGUUCGAAACAGAAAGCUGUACAGCUAAUUGAAGCACUAAAUAUAUUACUUUCAGAUGACUUUGCGCCAUUCAUAUGCAUCAUUGCAGUUGACCAGAGGUUUAUUGUUGAAGCAAUAGAAGAAAGCCCAGACAAGUUGUUGACAAAUGCUUACAUGACCGGACACGCCUAUCUCAAAAAACUGUUUCAACUACAGUUCUGCAUGCCAACUAUGACAAACAAAAUGAAACAAAAUUUCCUUCAGAAGAUAGAAGAAGAUGCCUCUACACGAGCUGUUGAGCCUCGUCACAAAUCCAAAGCAUCAACUCAACCAACAAGGAAAGAGUGCACAUGGACAACAUUAGUAAGUAGCCAAGUGAAAGAUAGUGGCGGUAACAAACUUUCUAAAAAUAAAAACACACAACAUUGUUCUCAAGAAGAAGAGGAUGCAUAUAUGAAGGAGUUAAUGUCAGUGUUUAAAACCAAGGAAAUGUUAGAUUAUGUGUUUGGUAACCCUAGAAACAUCAAGAGGCUCUUCAAUCAACUUUGCAUAACAGCAAAUUUGGUGAAAAUAUCCGGUGGUCCGAAGUUUCUUCCAAGAGAGAUGGUGAUGUGGACUAUUUUGGUAGAUCAGUGGCCAUACAGAUCAAUUUACAUGAUUCAUCACAUUGAAGAUAAUUUACAAAAACAGGAGCUUGGGAUGACCUUUGAGGAUUCAAGUAUGAAAUUAAAACCAUCAACACCUUUGAAAGAUAUUUACAGGAAUUCGGUGAAGAAGAGGCUCAAGAGAGAUGAACUCGACUGGAAGAUGUUGAUUACUCUUGAUGGAGAUCCAGAAUUGUUCCAGCGUGUUCUGGACACAGAGAUGAGAGGGUUUAACGUUGCUGACGUGCAGCGGAUCAUCCCUUACUCAGUACACCUGAACAGGUCUAUUGGUUUCUCUAUCGCCCAUGCAGAAGCUAUCGCAGACAUUGAAUAA
This is a messenger RNA of Saccoglossus kowalevskii, 5556 nucleotides long. RefSeq names its product NTPase KAP family P-loop domain-containing protein 1-like. The record is from RefSeq and is a predicted model, not a curated record. NCBI's taxonomy places the organism in Eukaryota, Metazoa, Hemichordata, Enteropneusta, Harrimaniidae.